Suricata suricatta (meerkat) is the source of this 1657-nucleotide messenger RNA. RefSeq names its product transmembrane protein 259 (gene TMEM259). Gene Ontology annotation, cellular component: endoplasmic reticulum. Bases 39 to 962 code for a protein of 307 amino acids. Gene Ontology annotation, biological process: positive regulation of ERAD pathway; response to endoplasmic reticulum stress. The record is from RefSeq and is a predicted model, not a curated record. NCBI's taxonomy places the organism in Eukaryota, Metazoa, Chordata, Mammalia, Carnivora, Herpestidae. The transcript has 5 exons.
GCAUCGUGCGGCCUCCCCUGCAGACCCUCAGUGUCUCCAUGCUGCUCCGGUACUCCCACCACCAGAUCUUUGUCUUCAUUGUGGACCUGCUGCAGAUGCUGGAGAUGAACAUGGCCAUCGCCUUCCCCGCUGCGCCCCUGCUUACUGUCAUCCUGGCCCUCGUAGCUGCAGGCCUCCCCGCAGGGAUGGAGGCCAUCAUGUCCGAGUUCUUCAACGACACCACCACAGCCUUCUACAUCAUCCUCAUCGUUUGGCUGGCCGACCAGUACGAUGCCAUCUGCUGCCACACCAACACCAGCAAGAGACACUGGCUGCGGUUCUUCUACCUGUACCACUUCGCCUUCUACGCUUAUCACUACCGCUUCAACGGCCAGUACAGCAGCCUGGCCCUCGUCACGUCCUGGCUCUUCAUCCAGCAUUCCAUGAUCUACUUUUUCCACCACUACGAGCUGCCCGCCAUCCUGCAGCAGAUCCGAAUUCAGGAGCUGCUGCUCCAGACCCCGCCGCUGGGCCCCGGCACGCCCACCGCCCUCCCGGACGACCUGAACAACAAUGGAGGGGCCCCGGCCGCCACCCCUGACCCUGCUGGCCAGGCCCCUGCCCUGGGCCCGGGCUUGCCAGGUGCUAGUGGGGGCCCCGGGCCUGUGCCUGAGGCACCCAGCUCCCUAGUGGCCGCGGCAGCCUCAGUGGCGGCAGCGGCCAGUGGUGACCUGGGCUGGAUGGCAGAGACGGCCGCCAUGAUCACAGACGCCUCCUUCUUGUCUGGCUUGAGUGCCUCCCUCCUGGAGCGGCGGCCCACUGGCCCACUGAGCCCUGGUGGGGGGCUCCCCCGAGUCCCCCAGGACAGUGCCCCCUCCAGCAACUCCCUGGCGCAUGACCCGGCGCCCCCAGCUGUCGGGGUGAGUGGGCCCACCCCUGCACCCACACCUCCAGUGGACCCGCCCCCAGAGGUUGGCUCCUGAGCCUUAGGCAGCUGACCACCCCGUCCCUGGCCAUGCAGGCCCACUGGGCAUGACCUGGCCGGAGGCCUCGGGUGUCGGGGAGGAUGUCCCGGUGGCUCUUGGGACUGCCCAGCCUGUCUCGGGUGGUGUCAGGGUCCGUCAGGUUUGCCCAGAGGUGGCCUUGUCUUCUCCAGGGUGGGGCCUGCCAGAGGCCUGCGCCUGCUACGUUAGUGGUGGGCCCCCUUGGUUGGCAGAUGGAGGCAGGCCAAUGAGUGGGGUGGGGCUCCGUGGAAGGUUCUGGAAGGGGCUAGUGGACCGUGUGGAGUGAGCUGUCCCUAGGUAGCAGAGCUGGGCAGGUCUCUGAUAAGGUGAAGGCCAGUGGGGGCUACCCUCGCCAUCCCGGCCUGCCCGGCUGGUGCUCCAUCAUGCUCCGUGCCUUCUCCACGGCCCCUGACCCCGGGUGUGCGUACCACGGCUAGGGGUCCCCGGAGAGCAGAGCUGGCGCCUUGGGCUGGGGGAUGUGGAUACAGGCGUCAACGGGGAAGGCAGUGGCCGGGCGCAGGGGUCCAGCCUUGCUUGGGUGGGAGUGGGACAGAGUUGGUGGCCAAACUCAGUCACUUGGUGAGGAAUGCUCAAAGGCGCUCAUUCCAUCCUAUUUAAUUGCAGUGCACAAAAUUGUGUUUAUAUAUACAAUAAACUGUUGACGGCGGCCUGCA